AACCCUGUUUGGGGUUUUAAUGCAUUUUUAUUUUUCGGGGUUUUAGGGCGUCUCAUUAUCUAUAAACCCCAACUAUGAUUCUCAGCCUCUGAGAUUUCCUAUUUUCCAUUUGGGAAAAAACACAAACACAUGGAGGCUAUUCUUUCUUUACCCAAAACCAUAGGGAAAACAAUUUCACUUUGAUUUUUCCCAGGGUUUAAACUGAAAUGGAAGAGUUCGGCGACGAUUUCGGUGAUCUUUACACCGAUGUUGAAAUCCAAUCAAGUUCAGCCAUCAAUGGCAUUCCAGGCCUUGCCAACUCGUACAUUGAACCCAUGGAAGAAGAAGAAGAAGAUAACAAUGUUACCAAUAAACCUAACCCUAACCAGGGUCUGGGUUCCAAUUCGCAGAUAUUUGAUGAGGUCCACGAAAGUUCGGCACAGAAAACAAUGGGUUCGGAGUUGAAUAUGGAUAGUGGGAGUGAUAGUGAUAGUGAUAGUGAGGAUGAUUUAAAUAUAGUUUUGAACGAUGAGGAUUGUAAGAAUUUUCCGAGUACGAGUGGUGGGAAUGGAGGGGUUGUAGGAGGUGGUGGUGGUGGUGGUGGUGGUUAUGGUGAUGAUGAGGAUGAGGAUGAUGGUGAUGUUAAGAAUGAUUUUGUUGUUGUUGAGGAGGGAAGUGGGCCCAGUAAGAUUCAGAAGCGGGGCAAUCAAUCCGGCGAUGGGUUGGAGCCGACCUCUAAUGGGGAGAGAGGAAAUGGUGUGAGGGGUGGGUGUAAUUCGCUGUAUCCGCAGUACAAGUACAUGAGACCUCAUGGAUCAGUAUUUGCAAGCAAUAUAAAAGGGAAUGGAUCUGUGGGAAUGGCUUCGUAUCCUUCCAUGUUGACUAGAGGUGACCAGGAUGAUACUACGUGCAACCAGCACAAAGGCUCAAUUGCAAGUCAGGUUGCUCAAGUUCGUGCUACAGCCAAUGCGGUUGUGGGUCAAAGUGGAUAUGGUUUCUCCCUUCCUUGGUAUAGGACCAUACUUGAUAUAAAUAUUGAUACAUUUGAGGAUAAGCCAUGGAGGUUUCCUGGAGUAGAUAUUACAAAUUUCUUCAAUUUUGGUUUCAAUGAAGACACUUGGAAGCAGUACUGCAAAUCUCUGGAGCAAAUUCGGCAACAAGCAUUCCUGCAGACUGGGAUCCCUAUGUAUGAGUCGUCAAAAACUAACCAGGCUCAUGAAGCUGAAACUGAGUAUGAGAGAGGACGCCAGAAUCCAAUGGUGGAGGAAAGCUACCAAGUUGGAUUGCAGAGGAUAGUUUCUCCUUCAUCAAACAAAGUGAGACAGUUUGAAAUGCCAAGAGGUAGAGCAAUUCAGGUUGAAGACAGCACUAGCGAACGCCAGCCAUCUACGGAUUUAAGGCGUGCACGUACUCGGGAUUCUGAUGUUGUGAUACAGAUUACUGUGCAGGACCCCAUUGAGGACUCCUCUGGUUCUGGCAAGGAGGAAGAAUACCAUAAAGAUAGCCCUGUACAUGAGGCAUCUGAAAAGGGAGAUUCUGAUGGACAUGGCAGGGAUAUUCGCUGUUCUCGUAAUGCCAGUGGAAAUGAACCAUCUGUAGAAUCUCUGGAAGGCAAUAUCAGAAGAUCAGACAGGCCUUCUUCUCUGAAAAGGUGUUCCCAGUGGGCGAUUGCAUCUAACCCAAUGAAUCUGAGCUCUGAUAAUCUUGAAGAUGAAAAGAUCCCUGAUGCGAAUGGGCAUCACCAUCGAAAGCUGAAGGUUGGCCCUUCAGGAGUCACUGAAGUAAUGGAAACAGUUAGCAAAACACAGGGUAGGGUUGGCAGGAAUUUCUGCGGUGCAGAUCCUUGUAUGACGGAAACAGAAUUAUCAUUUGACGAUCGUGGUCAGCUUAGCCUGGACUCGCCCUGUUAUGGAAGUGAUUCCGAAGGUUCCAGAGAUAGUGUUUAUGUUGAUACUGAGAAGACUCAGAGUCCUUUUAGAAAGUCAUCACUGAAUUCUAGUGCUGAAUUACCAGAGUCUGUCACAUCCUCUGACAAGAACUUCAAAAGCAGCAACAUCAAAUCAAAAUCAGGUGUUGGCAAUUCAAGAAAUAAAGGUUCCAUUCGAGAGGAACAGGAGCAUCGCAGUAGGAGAGAUAAUAGUGUUGCUAAACCUAAAAUUCACACUGCAGAUAAUAAUGAUGCCUCCCCCAUGUUGGUUGCAGAGGACCUAUGUGACAGGGAUGACUUGGUUAAAUGUAGCAGAUGGAAGGAAAUGAAUCAAGGUUUUGGAUUUCAAGAUCGAGAAUAUAUUCCAUAUCAUAGGGAAAAAGAGCUUUCCAGCCGUUAUAGUGGUGAAACGUUUAUGGACAAUGACAAUGAGAGAGUUUACAGAAAACCUCCUUAUUCAAGAGGUAAUUACAGAUUGAGAAAUGAGAUUGAUUCGUAUGUUAGAAAAAAAUGGGAUGAAAGGGAUUACUGUCACGAACAAAGAAGUCCUAGAGUAUAUAGUGAAGACAGGGAUAGAGAUUGGUAUUAUUAUGGGGAAGGACACUCUACUGAUUACUUCAAUCAUCUCACUUAUAGGGAGUCGCAGUUGCAUUCAAGGUAUUCUUCUUGCAGCGUUGAAGAAAGGGAUACUUUCUGGAGAAGCAAGCAUGGUGAACCCCAACUUAGGAAGAAAAUAAACCAUUCUCAUUGGCUUGAUCGUAAACAUGAAGAUAACUUUGUGCCAGAAAAACAUAAGAGAUCUGCUUCAUUUGCUAACAGCAAUAGGGAUUCUAUGGAUGAAAAAUAUGAAAGACAAAUACCAUAUGGUAGGGGAGAAUUGAAAAGCUCUGGCAGAAGGGGUAGGUAUGGUGACAGUCCCACCCUAGAUUUGGAUAACCCUUGGUAUGGGGAAACUGAAGAUGGCUAUGGGAGACUGAUGGAUCGUGACUCAGUAGACUCUCAGUUUUACAGAGAAACUUAUUCAGCUGGAAGAUAUCAGCAUGAUAACAUGUCUCCAAGAAAUAAUGCAUAUGACUCAAGAUUAAGUGAAAGAUUUGGGAGACGUAGAAGACAUAUAUGCACUGGGGAAGUUAGGGACAGUGGUUGGCUUGAUAAUUAUAAUGAUGCUGAUGAUGUAGAAGAUCGUAUAGUAUAUCCUGAUGAUCAGGGCCAUCUGGGGCUGAGACGAUAUAGCUGGCAAUCUAGAGUCCUUCACUGGACCAAGGAUGAAUUAAUCUUAAGGCAUCGAGAUGCCAAAUUGUAUUCAGAAGAGGCAUCCCUUUCCUAUGACAAAAUCACUAGGCAUGAAAAGAUUCAUGCAAGAUAUGGAUCUGUACAUGAUGGGGUGCUUAAUGAUGAAAUGCAAAUACAGCGAGAUAAAGUCAAAGUGAUAAAAAAAGGAAGUAGCACCAACUGUAUUAAUAGAAGUUCUGAGAUUAUAAAUAGAGAUGAGCAUGAGCAGGCAGUGCUGAGGUGCAGGGAUUCAGUUAACUUUGUUGUUGGGGAUGGAAAGUCCUCCAGAAGACGUUCCAAAGGCAGAAGUUUUAUGGGCAAUGGUAGGUCUGAAAACAUAGAUCAGAAGACUGAGAAGCGGACAACUUUGAUGGAUUAUAAUGACCCUCAUAUGGAGAAGGCAGUCCACCCGGAAACCUCAAAAAUUGAGGGCAGCCAAAACAAUCCAAAAUGGCUUGACAAGUUUCCUAUAACUGAACGCAAUGAAGAUUUGGACAUUGAGGAGGGUCAGAUAGUAACGGAAGAACCAAAUACAGAGGUCUCUACUGGAAGGAGAUAUGCCACUGAAGAUGCAGCACUGACCUGCAACAAUGGUUCUGAUGGAAAUAAGUUUGUUGGGGAUUAUGACAACCAACGGUUUCUUGAGACAUUAGCAAAGAUGGAGAGACGUAGGGAGCGCUUUAAGGAGCCCAUCACUUUGAACAAAGAACCAGGCAUGUGUCUCAAGCCUCAGGUUGAUUUGAUAAUUGAUACAGAUGAAACUAAGCAACAGAGGCCAGCUCGAAAGAGGCGGUGGGGUGGAAGUUAGGUUCUUACAGUUACAGCUGGCUUUAGUUUUUGUGGUCAUAUCAGAUUUGGUCUCAGGGCUUCAGUUACACCUCACAAGAGUUAUUUCUCUGAAAUAAGAUAUCAAAUUGAUUCGCCAAUUGGAUUUCAAGCUGGCCAGUGGGAAUAAACAACUCUAAUCCA
Molecule: messenger RNA, 4147 nt
Organism: Quercus lobata
Lineage: Eukaryota; Viridiplantae; Streptophyta; Magnoliopsida; Fagales; Fagaceae
Product: FIP1[V]-like protein
Exons: 9
Coding region: 207-3986 (1259 amino acids)
Biological process (GO): mRNA processing
Source: RefSeq, a predicted model, not a curated record